Messenger RNA from Anolis carolinensis (green anole), 2387 nucleotides. RefSeq names its product EF-hand domain family member D1 (gene efhd1). Gene Ontology annotation, cellular component: mitochondrial inner membrane. The record is from RefSeq and is a predicted model, not a curated record. Gene Ontology annotation, molecular function: calcium ion binding; calcium ion sensor activity. The transcript has 4 exons. The coding region runs from base 124 to 867 and encodes 247 amino acids. NCBI's taxonomy places the organism in Eukaryota, Metazoa, Chordata, Lepidosauria, Squamata, Anolidae.
CCGGCCCCUUGCUUUUGCUUUUUGCCGCCGCCCCUUUCUCCCUAAAGUCCUAGAAUAAAGUUCGGGGGCGGCAAAAAAGGAGCGGACUUUUUUUGCUUUCGCUCAGAGAGAGUGGACGCCGCCAUGGCUUCGGCUGAACUGGCCGCCAAGCUGCAGCGCCGGCUCUUGCGGGACGGGAGCACCUCGGAGCCCGAGCCGCCGCCUUCUCCUACUUCUCCCACUGGGAACGGGGGUCUGGCUGGCGAAGCCCCCCGAGAAGAGGAGGAUAUGGACGAGCGCGGCGUGCUGAGCGCCGACGCCGACCCGGAGCUGAGCGCCAAACUCAACCGGCGGCAGGACAUCAACGCCGGGGCGGCGCGCCCCCGCCUCGCCCAGGUCUUCAACCCCUACACGGAGUUCAAGGAGUUCUCCCGGAGGCAGAUCAAGGACAUGGAGCGCAUGUUCCGCCUGUAUGACUCCGGGAAGGAUGGUUACAUUGACCUUAUGGAAUUGAAGUUGAUGAUGGAGAAGCUUGGUGCACCUCAAACUCAUCUGGGUCUGAAGAACAUGAUCAAGGAAGUGGAUGAGGACUUUGAUGGCAAACUCAGUUUCCGUGAGUUUUUACUCAUUUUCCACAAAGCUGGAGCUGGAGAGCUUGAAGAAGACAGUGGCUUGAUGGCUUUGGCAAAGCUCUCUGAAAUAGAUGUUGUCCUUGAAGGGGUAAAAGGAGCCAAGAAUUUCUUUGAAGCAAAGGUUCAAGCUUUGUCUUGUGCCAGCAAGUUUGAAGCAGAGAUAAAAGCAGAGCAAGAUGAGCGAAAACGUGAGGAAGAGGAAAGAAAGCACCGCAGAGCAGCGUUCCGAGAACUCAAGUCAGCAUUCAGUCAGUAAACAGAGCAACCUAUCUGUUACUGGAGACUGGAGUACAUUCUUAAAAACCUUGGCUUUGGUGAGCCAUUCACCUGCAGAAGAAACAAAACAGAUUUGAUUCUAUAUGACUUAUUUUUAAAAAAGAACUUCCUAAUUAGAAGCUGGAGUAUAUGCCAUGUAUUAUGAUUGAUGCAAAUGCUAAAGAGCGGUCAAGGGGACAUUUUCACUCUAGUGGGCAUUGCCUUGAGGAAUUAAAAUUCCCUAAUUUAAAACAUACAGAGAAUAUUGGGGCAAUUGAUAAGUAACAAUAAUGCCGACCAAUUGCGUUUUGUGGUUAGAUUUUUUUUUUGUCAUUCUGAAUGCCUUUGUCUUGUAGCGUUAUAAUUUUUCUUUAGCGUUCCAUGCUCAUUACCUCUUUGGAUCUUUCUGAUUUUCAUAAAACUAAUUUCUUGCUUCCCAAUAAACAGGGUAUUCCUUUGGGUACACAUUAUAGUUUUUUUCAUGCACAAAUAAAUGCCCUAUUGGCUAAUUACUCUCUUUGUUCUUCUUACCUAGAAAAUAGAUUUCUAGGCCAUCCCCAGCAAUUGAUCACUUAGUCGAUAUUGGCAAUACAUGAGUGGCAGACACUUGCUUUCAUGCAAGCAAGUUUCUGCCAGUUACUUCUACUUGCCUUUCAUAUGCUGCAGCUUUUUCUUUUCAGGUUUCAAGCAACAUAAGGGGCUGAAAAUAAGAGGUGUUAGGAAAGCCAUGUUGAAUGGAUAGAAUUCCAUUCACACUUUUCUCAAUCCAAGCCAGUCAAAUAUUUUGUGAAGUAACAUUUUGUUCAAGGGUAUAACAACCACUGUUCAUUUUUGUUUCUUUCCACAUUCACAUAAGUGGCUGUGCUCUAAAUAGGAAACAAAUGUUUCUAAUAGUACUGCCUACUUCUUUGGACACAUUCCAUGCUUUUGAAAGCCACUAGGCUUUCAGAAGCAAGAAAACAUCAAUCAAUAGGUCAUUUAGGGAAAUGGAUAACAUGCUUUGGGGACAAAUUAUCUUUCUGACUUGCAAAUCUUUCUUCUUGUGGACAUGUGGGAAUCCAACAACUUCUGUAGUAACCAGUUAAUGGUCCCUUCCAUCAGUUUCUGUUUGCAAGAGGAAACACAUUCCAAAUGCAGAUUGUGGUAUUUAUACUAUUCAAGCCUGUAUUAUAUUCAGAAUUUACACUUAUGUAUAUAUUUCUGCAUACCUUAGAAAACAAAAAUGCCUUCUGUCUUCAGAUCACAAUCAAGAUAUUUCAUCUUUAUUUUGACUAGUCUUUUUAGCUUUUUACACUAAGACACUAAACUGUGAGUCUUGAGUAAUUCAAGGGAGCCCAUUUAGUAAUGGGCGAAAGAAUUGCUAAAAAAUUAAAACUAUAUUUGCAAGUCCACAAAUUAUAUUUGAUAAGAUUCACAUGUUUUAGCUAAACAAUAUUUAUAAAAAUGUUUUUAUACUUUACAAAGUUUGAAUUGUUAUUUCUUUCUUGCUUAGUUGUGCAAAUAAACUUUUAUUAAACCUGA